Molecule: messenger RNA, 2061 nt
Organism: Pseudozyma flocculosa PF-1
Lineage: Eukaryota; Fungi; Basidiomycota; Ustilaginomycetes; Ustilaginales; Ustilaginaceae
Exons: 2
Coding region: 1-2061 (686 amino acids)
Biological process (GO): sucrose catabolic process
Molecular function (GO): sucrose alpha-glucosidase activity
Source: RefSeq, a predicted model, not a curated record
AUGGCCUCCGUCGAGGCCAGGCGCCCUUCCCUGACCACCAGCACCAUCCCCACCACCGCCAGCUUUCCCCUGGCAGAUCCCAGACGCAUCGCCUACGGAUCGCACAGCCUGGACUUCGCCGACUCCCUCCGCGACGAUGUGGCCGCCGCGCAGGGCGCCAUGAUGGUGUCGGCCCACAACGCCGCCGUCGCCGUCGCAAAGGCCAAGCGCGCUCCGAUGGUAGCUGGGCAGCAGCAGCAGCAGCCGCAGCCGCAGCAGCAGCAGCAGCAGCGGACGCAACGGCGAGGCGCAUCGGCCGACGACGUCGCCUUUCACCGCUGGAGGCCCUCGUCGCACCUAAUGGCGCCCGACGGCUGGAUGAAUGACCCGUGCGGGCCAUCGUACGAUCCUCGGACCGGCCAGUACCACAUGUGGUAUCAGUGGAACCCAAAGGGCUCGACGUGGGGCAACAUGUCUUGGGGCCACGCGACGAGCAAGGACCUCGUCCGCUGGCAGUCGAGCCGCAGCGCCGUCAUACAGCCGGGCACGCAGUACGACCACAAGGGCGUCUUUACCGGCUGCGUCCUCAUGCGAGGGCCCUUGGCAGAAGAGGAUGGGACGGACGAGGCCGUUGGGGCGCACCAAGAGGCGACGAAAGCGGCGACAUCAGCGGCAGCAGAAGCAGCAGCAGAGGUGCGCCAGCGCGCCCAACCCAUGACGGCCAUCUACACUGCAGUCUCGCACCUGCCCAUCCACCACACGCUGCCCUACCAUCGCGGAGCAGAGAAGCUGGCCCUCUCCACCUCGACCGACGGCGGGCAGACGUGGACGCCCCAGGGCUGCAUCCUCGACGGCCCGCCUGCCGAGGUCGACAUCAUCUCGUGGCGGGAUCCGUACGUGUCUGCCUGGCCGCUGCUCGACGCUGUGCUUGGCAUGAGCAGUCCGGGGCUCUACGGCCUCAUUGCCGGAGGCCUCAAGGACAAGACGCCCACGGUGUUCGCCUACUCCAUCGACCCCUCGGACCUCUCGUCGUGGCAAUACAUCGGCCACCUCUGCGACGUCGGGAGGAACUCAAAGUCAACGCCGCACGGCGUCGACCUCGGCAAGAACUGGGAGGUGUGCAACUUCUUCUCGGUCGGGCCAGAGGGCGACGCAGCGCAGCACCACGACUACCUGCUCAUCAACGUCGAGGGGUGCACCGAGCCGGGCCCGCAGCGCGCCGCCAUCUACAUGAAGUACGAGGCGCACCGCCGCACGCUGCAGGGAUCGCGGGCCGGCAUCUCUCUCGAGCCGGUCCGCACGGGCCUGCUGGAUCACGGCUGCCUGUACGCCGCCAGCUCGUUCCAGGAUCCGGUCAAGGACCGCAGGAUCAUGUGGGGCUGGAUCACCGAAGACGACCUGCCCGAGGACCAGUACGAGCGCCAGGGCUGGUCCGGCUGCCUCUCGCUGCCGCGCGAGCUCUUCUGGCAUCCCGAUUCCGAGGAGCUGGGCAUCCGACCGGUCGAAGAGGUGCUUGGCCUGCGCACGGGGGCGCGCCACGUCAACGUUGCCUCGCUCCAACCAGCCGCUGCAUCCAGGGACAGCGCGAUCCAGAUCCACGCCGCUGGCAUCGAAGCGCCGCGGCGACACCUGCCGGACGUCUCUGCUCGAUCCCUCGAGGUCGUCGCCAGCCUUUCGACACCGGCGGCAGGCCGCGUCUCUGGAUUCGCCCUGGCCCACAGCGCCGACAUGAGCACGCGCACGCUCGUCUACCUCACGGCCGACGACCGCAUCGUCGUCGACCGCAGCCGCAGCGCGGGCAGGACGAGCGUCUUGGAGCGGGGCAUCGAGGUCAAGACGGACGACAUCGACGUGGCCCUCGCCCGACGCCGCGACGGCAGCCGCACGACGACGCACCGUGUGCGCCUCUUCCUCGACAACUCGGUGCUCGAGGUGUUUGUCGACGACGCCAUCGCCAUCAGCACGCGCAUCUACCCGGACGAGGCCGAUGUCGGCGUGUCGCUGCUGGGCUGCCACGAGGAAGGCGACGCCAUCGACAUUUGGCAAGGCCUGGCCCAGGCCCAUGCCGGCUUCCUGGGCUGA